Molecule: messenger RNA, 2849 nt
Organism: Thalassophryne amazonica
Lineage: Eukaryota; Metazoa; Chordata; Actinopteri; Batrachoidiformes; Batrachoididae
Gene: arid3a
Product: AT rich interactive domain 3A (BRIGHT-like)
Exons: 9
Coding region: 676-2322 (548 amino acids)
Biological process (GO): regulation of transcription by RNA polymerase II
Cellular component (GO): nucleus
Molecular function (GO): DNA binding
Source: RefSeq, a predicted model, not a curated record
ACGCCUACGGGGCUUUUUUUUAUUUUUAUACUCCCAGCUCACAGUUAGGCGCAGCAGCAGUCGAACGUGUGGAUACGAUGCAGUCACAUGAAGCCACUUUAUUCGUGAGUGAUAAACACACGGCCCACCCCUCUUCCGCUUUCGGCUGUUUGAUUCUGUGUCUUCAGACGGGAUCUACUCGGGGAAAACAGGAAUGUUUCUUCCGGCUCCAAACAGUGUGAAAAACGAACGCAACCCGACGUGGUCUUUGUAGUCUGUCAGCAGACUUUUGUUCUACCUGCUUUUCCACUGCUCUUGCCUUGAAAUUCGGGAUACACUGCUCUGCCCUGCUGCUGGUUUUGCUCUCCCCAGUACACCAGGAAAAACCUUUGAGAAAGAGGGAGGUGUCUGAACUCAGAAGUAGAGCUGACCCUCUGGCUGAAUGUCUCUGAUCGCUGAUCAGCUCCCUUCCUCUUCCUGUUUCCACUACCUCUCAAGGAUCCACAUUUUCAUAUAACCUCCAAGCCCACAGCCAGCUGUAAUUCCUUUGAUCACGGGCUCUUUUGGCAAUCAGUCCCUCUGGACAAAAACAUCAGUACCGUUCAGGCAUCCCCUGACCGGCCCCCAACUGCUGCACUUUCUGCGGGGGAGGGAGGGGAAGCAAGGCAGCUGAAAGACGUGCGGCUUUCUCCAGAGAUGAAGCUGCAAGCUGUCAUGGAGAACCUGCACAGGCAGCAGAGGGCUAAGCUGCUUAUGGAGCAGCAGCUACAGCAGCAAGCCGCCGCCCAGCUGACUCAGGCCCGCACUGGUGGGGGCGGAGGGGAUGAACCAAAGGGGAGCCCGUCACCUGAGGUGGAGCAGGCCCAGAUGGCAGCAUUGGCAGCUAUGCGGGCCGCAGCGGCCGGGCUGCAGAGGGUGUCGCACAGCCCUGUGUCCGAGCAUAGCAGUGGUGGCGAGGAGGAAGACGACGAUGAUGAAGGCGAAGAUCAGUACAAGGAUAUGAUGGGGUCAGAAGAGGAGGAGCAGAUCAAGCAAAAAUGGGACGAGGAGGACUUUGAGGGUGAGAUAGAUGAAGACUUUGAUGAAGACCUGGCUGAAGGUCUGCCAACAGGUCAUGACGCUGUUGCCCCUGGGAAGGGAAUCCUCUUGCUGCCCCACCGUCAGCUCCACCCUCAGUCCCACCUGCUGAAGGCCCGUCCCUGUGUUGAUCAGGAACCACGUGUAGCCAUCCUCCCCCCUCACACCACACAUGUCCACUUAGGUGCCCAGGACCAUGGAGAAUGGACCUAUGAGGAACAGUUCAGACAGUUGUAUGAACUAGAUGGAGACCCAAAAAGAAAAGAGUUUCUGGAUGAUCUCUUCAGCUUCAUGCAAAAACGAGGAACUCCUGUGAACCGCAUUCCCAUCAUGGCCAAGCAGGUGCUGGAUCUUUAUAUGCUCUACAGGCUGGUGACGGAGAAGGGCGGUCUGGUGGAGGUCAUCAACAAAAAACUUUGGAGGGAGAUCACAAAAGGACUCAACUUGCCUACCUCAAUCACCAGUGCAGCCUUCACCCUCCGCACACAAUACAUGAAGUAUCUGUAUCCAUAUGAAUGUGACAAAAGGGGUCUGAGCAACCCCAAUGAGCUCCAGGCAGCCAUUGACAGCAAUCGGCGAGAGGGUCGACGACAGAGCUUUGGUACUUCCCUCUUCACAUACUCCCCAAAUGGGACGCCCACUAUGCUUUCCUCACCCAAGCUCCCCACAACCAGUGUGGGUCUGCCAGUGGUCACCAAUGGGGCAUCACUGGCCCCUAUCCAAAAGAACAAGAAAGAAGAGGAGGGAGGCCACCCGUUGCCGGGGGUUGGUGUGGCUCGAAUGGCAGCUGGUCCCUUAGCGGCUCACCCUGUGACUGCUGUGCAAGCAGCGGCAGCGCAGGCAGCAAUGGUGGCUCAGGUGGCAGCUCUGGAGCACCUAAGGGACAAACUGGAUUCUGGUGAGCCACCAGAGAAGAAGAUGGCGCUGUCGGCUGAGGAGCAUCAUCGAAUGCUGCAGAGAGCACUGCAACAAAAUCUGCUGGCCAUGACAACCCAACUACCUAUGAACAUCCGCAUCAACAGUCAAGACGGCAGGCAGGACUCGGCUCUGAACCUCACCACCAAUGGCAUGAGCAGCAUUAACAUGUCAGUGGAGCUCAAUGGAGUGGUGUACACCGGUGUCCUUUUUGCCCAGCCGGCAGCGGGGUCGUCCUCGUCCAGUUCCUCUGGAUUGUCGGUUUCCAAUAAGGCCGUCAGCAGCCGUGUCUCCUCACAGCAGCAGAACACACCUACCUCAUCCUCAUCUUCUACCAACCUAAUGUCUUAACAAACGCUUACAUGUUAUUUUUUAAGUACCACGCUAAACGAAGCCCAAAAAUGACCUCAUUUUCUAUGUAGCUGAUGCCAAACACAAUCAUAAACCAUAUGGAGAGACACAAACUGAAACUCGUAUCACUUGAAGUACACUAUCUCAGGUUUUCUCUCUCAAACUCGCCUCUUUUGUUCUUCAGAGCCAAAAUAUUUUGGAAAAAAAAAUCCCAACUGAGAGCAAAUAUAUGCUUAAAAAAAAAAAAAUGCACAGCCUGGGAAUUAUUUAUUUCUGCAUAAAUGUACAGAUUAUUGGAGAACAAAAGAGAAGGUAAUAAAUAGGAAUGGUAAUGCACUGUUUCCACACCAACACACCUACUGACUGACAGCUAUAUUUUAUUUUCUAACAGAUAUUUUUUAUUUUACCUUUUUAUCAUCAUUAUUGUUAUUCUCAUUGUUUUAUCGUGUAAACGAUUCACAAAUCCUCCUACUGCAGAAAGAAAAAAAAAAAUCUAUAUUUAGAAUUCUACGGUAAAGAAUAGAAAA